Molecule: messenger RNA, 1041 nt
Organism: Lathyrus oleraceus (garden pea)
Lineage: Eukaryota; Viridiplantae; Streptophyta; Magnoliopsida; Fabales; Fabaceae
Product: aspartic proteinase
Exons: 8
Coding region: 26-781 (251 amino acids)
Biological process (GO): proteolysis; lipid metabolic process
Molecular function (GO): aspartic-type endopeptidase activity
Source: RefSeq, a predicted model, not a curated record
CCGUCCACCCUGAACCGCAAAUGCUAUGUACAAUAUGGUUGAACAAGGUCUUAUUCAGGAGGCAGUAUUUUCGUUUUGGUUCAACCGUAAACCAGAGGAAGAGGAAGAGGAAGGGGGUGAGAUUGUCUUUGGUGGUGUUGAUCCUUCUCACUACAAGGGAAAUCACACUUAUGUUCCUGUGACAAGAAAAGGAUAUUGGCAGUUUGAUAUGGAAGAUGUAAUUAUUGAUGGCAAUUCCACUGGAUAUUGUGCUGAUGGCUGUUCGGCCAUUGCUGAUUCGGGGACUUCUUUGUUAGCAGGUCCAACGACUGUAAUUACCAUGAUAAACCAUGCAAUUGGAGCAUCUGGAGUUGUAAGCAAAGAGUGCAAGACCAUUGUUGCGGAGUAUGGUCAAACAAUAUUGGACCUGCUUUUAUCUGAAGCACAGCCGAGGAAGAUCUGUUCCCAAAUUGGAUUGUGCGCUUUUGAUGGCACUCGUGGUGUUAAUUUGGGUAUCGAGAGUGUAGUAGAUGAGAAUGAAAGAAAAUCAUCUGGUGGUUUUCACACUGCUACUUGUUCUGCCUGUGAGAUGGCAGUUGUUUGGAUGCAGAACCAGCUAAAGCAAAAUAAGACCCAAGAUCAGAUACUAACCUAUAUCAAUAAUCUUUGUGAUAAAAUGCCUAGCCCAAUGGGAGAAUCAGCUGUUGAUUGUGAGAAUAUCUCUUCGUUGCCUGUAGUUUCCUUCACAAUUGGUGGAAGAACUUUUGACCUUGCUCCAGAGGAGGUAAAAUCCUCAAUCUGAUUGAUCGCCUUUGCAAUUACUGGUCACUAUACUUUUGUAGUGUUAUCAAAAUAAGCUAAGUCUGAUCUAGCCUGUGUUUAGUUAAAUGUGAUUAUGUGAGAACUUACUCUAUGAUUUACAACUUCUAUAAACCAAGUCUAAAAAUCAUAGGAACGCUAUUAAACCAAAAAACAGUGUGGAUCCACAAACAUGAUGGAGUAAUGUAUGUUAUGCAGUAGCAAAGCACAAUUUGUAGUAGUAUAUUUUAAUACAUGAAUAUA